Messenger RNA from Oncorhynchus keta (chum salmon), 899 nucleotides. RefSeq names its product FH1/FH2 domain-containing protein 3-like. The transcript is spliced from 3 exons. The annotation marks the transcript as partial. Gene Ontology annotation, cellular component: cytoplasm; cytoskeleton. Gene Ontology annotation, molecular function: actin filament binding. Gene Ontology annotation, biological process: cortical actin cytoskeleton organization; actin filament network formation. The record is from RefSeq and is a predicted model, not a curated record. NCBI's taxonomy places the organism in Eukaryota, Metazoa, Chordata, Actinopteri, Salmoniformes, Salmonidae.
CCCUGUUCAGGACAGCGGUGCAGAAACCGGGCCCCAGCCAGAGCUCCACGCAGGGGCAGGUCUCAGGAGAGACUGGCCCCAUCCAGAGAACCCUUGAGCAGCCUGACCCAGCAGACACCCAGGUGUCAGUGUCCAACAGAAAAAACCUCUCCAACGAGAAGUUCAUGCUGAACAUGCUCUACGCCAAUAACUCCUCGGGGUCUUCAGUCGACCGGCCGUCAGGCACCGAGGAGAGCCUCUCCGGAGAGCCAGAGGACCACAGAGGGCUGGACAGGGCUGGUAGCAGUGUGAAGGAACGUCUAUCUAGCCUCCUCAAGUGUUCAUUUGAAUUGAAAUGCAUUACUGAUCUGUUCCCCCAGGCCCAGCAGGCCCAGCAGGCCCAGCCUCUACCCAGCGAGGACAGCAGUUCCCGGAGGGCAGAGCUGCAGGGUCUGGGUGGCAGUGCCCAGGCUGCGCGGGCCAGGCUGGCAGAGGAGCAGCAGCACAGGCGUGUCCGUCCGCAGUACAGCAUCGACGCAGAGACCCACUCCCGAAACCUGGAGAAAACCCAGAUGACCCCACUGGCCAGGGACAGACAGACGGACGCCUGGGACCAGCUCCAACCCAGCUCCAAAGCCCUGAAGAUUAAAGACCUGGACUUCUCCGACCUCAUGGAGGAGGAGGAUAUAGAUGUUCUGGACGUGGACGUCUUCGGGACGUGGGUGUUGGUCGGCCCAGUGGUGGUGGUAGUGGCAUCCCACCUCCUCCUCCACCUAUUCCUGGACUAGCCUCCGCUCCUCCUCCUCCUCCUCCUCCCCCGGGGCUCCGUUUAUGAGUAUCCCUCCUCCACCUCCUCCCCACCGGGUGGAGGUCUCUGCUCCCCUCCACCACCACCUCCUCCUGGAGCUCCCCUUCCUCCU